Leptopilina boulardi is the source of this 2662-nucleotide messenger RNA. RefSeq lists its product as uncharacterized. The transcript has 4 exons. Bases 480 to 926 code for a protein of 148 amino acids. Gene Ontology annotation, biological process: regulation of synaptic transmission, cholinergic; positive regulation of voltage-gated potassium channel activity; sleep. NCBI's taxonomy places the organism in Eukaryota, Metazoa, Arthropoda, Insecta, Hymenoptera, Figitidae. The record is from RefSeq and is a predicted model, not a curated record.
GAAAAUCUACUUUAUAUAUCUUUAUACACAAUUUAAUAGUAGAAUUUAGAAAAAAAUACUUUUUACGAACUCAAAACAUUAAUGAAAUAGAAAAUUUUCGUUUUAUAAACUUUCCUAAUAUUUUUUCUGUCGCUAAAAUUUCUUUUGACGUCUUGCGUCGUCGCGAGUAUCUCGCGACUGCGGCUAAAAACGAACCGCAGAAACAGUCGCGACCCCACAUUGUGCGCAUCGUUACAUUUUUACUAUCCGUCCUCAUAUUGUGAGUUUUCAAAAAUUAUAAAAUAAUAAUAAUUGUGUACAGGGUUUUUUUUUUUAGAAUCUAUUCAUUAAUAGUGAAACAAAAGUUUUGAAAAUUGUGUACAAUUAUAUUAUAUUUUAAUCCACAAUAAAUGUAAUAUUACAUCCAGGUGAAGAAAAAAAAACCACGCAGGUGUUGGUGUAAACGAAUUAUUGAAACACAUGAACCGGUGAUUGUGAAAAUGACGAAUAUUGCCGGAUUUGGAACUAUCGGCACAUUAUUAUUAUUAUUCCUCACAUUUUUUAACAAUGGUAAUGCAUUGACAUGCUAUCAGUGUAACAGUGCAUAUGAUCCAAGAUGUGGUGAUCCUUUUGAUCCUUAUAGUUUAGGAACAGUAAAUUGCAGUUUUCAACCACGUUUGGAACAUCUCAAACAUCUCGAACCAACAGUUUGUCGAAAAAUUAGUCAAAAAACUAAUGGUGAAUUACGCGUUGUUAGAGGAUGUGGAUUUAUAAAUGAUGAAGAAACUGACAAUAAAGAAUGUCAAAGAAGAGUAGGAACGCACGAUGUUAAAGCAUUUUAUUGCGCGUGUAACACUGAUCUUUGUAAUUCAGCUUACACUAAAUUGCCAUCAAAUACAAUUAUAGGAAUUCUCGUUUAUUUAUUAACAAUGAAAGCGAUCAAUUAGCCUCAUGAAAAAAAAAAAUAAACAAAUAAAUAAAAGCCUAAUUGCUUCAAUUUAUAUAUAUAUAAUGCUGCCGUUGUUUGAUGAAUAUAAUUAUUGAAUAUGACUCGAUAAGGAUUUAACGCCUAGAAGACUGAGGGAUAGGCCUAUAAAAGAUAUCAUUAGAGCUAAAAAAAAACAGUGAUUUUAUGAAAAAUCCAAAUGUGUAUAAGUGAUUUGAAAAAGCACCUAUAAAUUUCAAACAAGAAAUGUUCCUGUACAUCUAAAAAAUUAAUAAUUUUUACAAAAUGUUAAAAAAUUUACAAUACAUAUUCUAUUAUUGAAGAAAGAGAUUUCCAAAUGCAAGUAUUCAGGGAUUUGUAAAAAGAUAGAAGUAAGAUCGUUUUGUAAAGAAAAUAAUAUCUAUUUAAAAAACAGAGCGAAAGAAUUUAUAUGCGCGAUAAAAGGAAUUAAAAAGUUUUGGGAGUCAGGGUAAAAGUUAUCAAAAAAAUAUAUAUUGUCUAUUUUAUAAAUUAUUCUAAAUAAGAAAACACGAUUUUUAACACAAAAUGUUUGUUCAAUUACCGUGAAUGUAUAUGAGAGAACAGAUAUAUAUAUAUAUAAUCAUAGAGCAUAUAUAUUAAUUUCUUUUAAUCAAAAAUAUUUUUAUUCUCUCAAAAGAGAAUUCGAUUUUAACGAAUUUGUUAUCAAUAUAUGGACAGAACACCAAGAGGGCAUUAUAAAAAAAAAGAAAAUAAUAAGUUUUCACAAUUUCAAUAAUUUUGCCGUAUAAUUUUUCCCCGAUAAAGAAAGUACAUUUCAAAACAGAAAGUUUCCUUUUUAUAUUAAAAAAAAAAAAAUUAAAAAAUAGUAUAUAAUAAUUUUGGGGAUUGUAUACAAAUAUAAUAAAAGAGAAAAAAACAACGAGAACUAUAUAUAAAAAAAAAAAAUUAUAAAUAACGCAACAAAUUUAAGUCAAAUUGUCAGUUGUAUUCCUUUAUAGUCUAUAAUUACCCAAUCAAUAUUAUUAUUUAAUAAUAAUAGUAUUAUCAAAACAAAAGAAAAAAAUAAUAAUUGAAAUAUGCUCACAAUAAUUUUUUCAAUUAAUAUUUACCAAUUAAUAUUUUAAUAAAUAAAAUUAUUUAUUUAAAUUAUAUACCAGUUUGCAAAAUUACAAUAAAAGAAAUCCUAUAUAUAUAUAUACAUUAAUUAAUUAGACAAUUUUUUUUAAUCAUUUUUGCUUAAUCCACUGUUUUUUGUUUUAAAAUACUAAAAAAAUUGACUCUCAGUGGAUAAAUCAACUAAAAAAUAAAUAUUCUACAUUUCAAUAAAUAAACAAAAUCAAAAUGAUUAAAUUGACUUAUAUAAUAUUUUAGAUGCACUGUAAUAAAAGAAAAGUAAAUUAAAAAAAUAGUUUUCAAAAAAAAAAGUAUAUAAUUAACUAAAAAUUUAAUUUCUAAAUAUUGUUGUUUUUUGAUAAAUUUAUUGCAAAAAGAAAAAAAAAUUGAUAGAUUAGAUUUAUUGAAUUUAAAAAGAAAUUGUUAAAUUUUUGAAACAAAUAAUAAUAAAUAAUAAAAUAUUAAAUAUUCUUUUAUAGGAAGAAUGAAAAAAUGUAAUUUCGCUUCUAAAAUGCUGGUAAAAUUAAAAAAAAAAAAAAAAAAAAGUUUGUCCUAGUUGCUUCCACCUUUCAUAAACAAAACGUCCUUUCUCAUACGUCCGAAAGUAAAUUCAUUAAAACAUAUAUAUGAAAAAGAGAGACA